CCCCCUGUUUGCUGACUUAAAGGAUUCCCGCAGGGAUCAUAAACACACACCGGACCACAACCCACUGAACAAAGGAACUUUUCUGCAAAUCAACAUUUGACUUUUACAGUUCAAGAAUGGAACGAGGAUGGAUCCUGUUGGUUGCUGCAGUGGGGGUUUACGUGGCCUCGGGUGUCCAAGGAAUUCCUAACUUGUCAUUUUCCAAUAAUACACAGGUGAACAUCUCUCAAAAUGGUUGUGGAGUCAGCAAACUGUGUGUGCAGACACCAGCCAACUGUGAUCCAGCUGGAAACACCAGCUGUUUGUUUGCAUCUGUGAUCUCUAGCACCCAAGUAGCACCCAACGGCUCUGCAAUGUCCUUCCAACUCAGGGGAGAGUCCGUGGGAUACAUCGCACUGGGACUCACUGUGAAUGCUUCACAGGGUACCACCAUGCUUUUCAUCUGUGCUCAAAACAGCUCCAACAAUGGGAGCUUCUUCUUCCAGACGAUGGAUCAGAACAACACCAACGGGGUUCUCACUCCAGCUGAUAGGAUAACAAGAGAAAUCCGUGGCAUCGUAAACAGAAAUGUGAUCACGUGUGAGUUCGGCGUCCAGAACGUGAACGCCUUCAGCACCAUCGUCCUCGGGACUGGGAAUAUUACUAUUAAUGGUCUCAGCCCCUUCUACAUCUCCCUGAACAGCGGCCUUCUGAACCUCGCAAACCCAGCCAGCAACGUCCCCACCACAGCACCACCAGUGGUCAACACAACAGUGGUCAACACAACAGUGGUCAGCCCAACAUUGGUUAACUCAACAAUGGUCAAAACAACAAUGGUCAACACAACAAUGGCCAACACAACAGUGGUCAACACAACAGUGGUCAAACCAACAACGGCCAGCAGCAGUGGAGCUGUCCAACCUUACGCCAUGCUGCUCCUGCUGAGUGUCCUCACACUACACGUCCUGCUGAGAGCCUGAAAGGAAUAUUGAGUUCCAGUUUGAUACAAUGAAGGCAAAGGAGUCGAGAACUGUCGAGUGUUGAGCAUUAACGGAACUUAUUUUAAAACGUAUCUUAUAAAGAAUCUUUUGCACAAUGUUUCUACCUGAGAUGUAGCUGAGCUGAAACUCCAGCUGUUCAUGUGGCAUUUUGCAAAAUGAAAUAUGGUUUUUGUGGCUUAUUUGCUUAAUUUUUCUGUUUAGGACUAUAGAAAACAUCUUUGUAAUUCCUCUUGGCACUUGGGUUAACUUUUCUACAGAAAAAAGAAAUCUUAAAAUCUGGUAUAACAAGCAGUUUCAGCAAAUGCAUAUUUACUGUACACUUUGGUCUGAUGAGUUUUAGCUGUUUACAUAACAUGUUGGCAGUAUACAGAAAAACAGUCAGCGUCCUUCACAGGAAACCCAGCCCCACAGUGUGGUUAUUAUGAUUGACAUUUUAAAUUAUCUUUGACUGUGAAUGGACAGCAAAAAAGCUCCACCUGUCUUAAAAUAAUAAAGUUGAAACUAUAAAUUCCUUGUU
Etheostoma cragini (Arkansas darter) is the source of this 1497-nucleotide messenger RNA. Its product is annotated as putative ferric-chelate reductase 1. Lineage: Eukaryota; Metazoa; Chordata; Actinopteri; Perciformes; Percidae. The transcript is spliced from 7 exons. Gene Ontology annotation, biological process: regulation of glutamate receptor signaling pathway. The record is from RefSeq and is a predicted model, not a curated record. The coding region runs from base 117 to 959 and encodes 280 amino acids.